CUCCCGCUCCACUGCCGUUGCUACUUCGCUUUAGCCUGCUCAGCUCAACGGCUAUCUCUCCAGCCCAGCGUUCAAAACUCUCCCCAGAUAGCACGAACCAUCAACACUCUCGCUAGGAACAGUACACGACGAGGCAGCUCGAAGCCCAUCCCAAAAUGGCGUCCGACGCCGGCAACUCCAGCUCAAGCCCGAGGAGCCCCUGCUGCUCCUUCCCCAACUUCCUCCUCUUCCUCCUCAACAACGCCCUCCUCGCCCUCGCCGCCGCCGCGCUCGGCCCGGUGCUCCUUCUCCGGCCCCGGCCGACGCCCUUGGGCUGGGCGCUCGUCUCCGUGCACGCCACCACGCUGCUCUCCGCGCUCGUGUCUCUCUACGUGCUGCUCGCCCGCCGCCACCUCUGCUGCUGCCUGCCGGCGCACGCGGCUCUGGCGGUCGCCGCGCUCUGCGGCCAAGCGCUCGCCUCUUACGCCCUGUUCCGAUGCCACGACCGCAGCAUCGCGCUCCUCGGGUCGGCGAGGGACCGGAGGGAGCAGUUCGUGCUGGUGCUCCUCGAGGAGGCGCUGCUGCUGGGCAUGUUCCUGGUGCAGGCCGUGGCGCUGGCGGUGGCCUGCGCCGUGGGCCGGCGGUGGGCAAUGGAGCACGAGGUGACCGAGGCAGAGAAGGCGACCGCGGCCAGGAAGCUGACCGCACCUGUGCAGGCGGAGGCCGGCGCGAGCGCGGUCGACGAGAAGGUGAACACGAGCGCCGGCGGCAAGAGGGUGCGCUGGGGAAACACAGACAACUGCUGAAACGAAGAUUAACCAUGUAACGGAUCAGCGAUAAGAUAAUCAUGUGCGUGUUUGCUAGCGUUCUCUGUCA
This is a messenger RNA of Lolium perenne, 855 nucleotides long. RefSeq lists its product as uncharacterized. The record is from RefSeq and is a predicted model, not a curated record. NCBI's taxonomy places the organism in Eukaryota, Viridiplantae, Streptophyta, Magnoliopsida, Poales, Poaceae.